Molecule: messenger RNA, 487 nt
Organism: Lethenteron reissneri (Far Eastern brook lamprey)
Lineage: Eukaryota; Metazoa; Chordata; Hyperoartia; Petromyzontiformes; Petromyzontidae
Gene: RPL31
Product: ribosomal protein L31
Biological process (GO): cytoplasmic translation
Cellular component (GO): ribosome; cytosolic large ribosomal subunit
Molecular function (GO): structural constituent of ribosome
Source: RefSeq, a predicted model, not a curated record
CCCCGCCCCCGAGGCAUAACCCCGCUCCCACAAUCCUUUGCGCUUCUCUUCGACAUCAGCGGCGGCGAAGAUGGCGCCAGCCAAGAAGGGUGGCGAGAAAAAGACUCGUUCCACCAUGAACGAGGUGGUGACCCGCGAGUACACCAUCAACGUCCACAAGCGCAUCCAUGGCAUUGGCUUCAAGAAGCGUGCUCCCCGCGCCAUCAAGGAGAUCCGCAAGUUUGCCGAGAAGGAGAUGGGCACUCCCGACGUGCGCAUCGAUACUCGUCUCAACAAGGCGGUGUGGAGCAAGGGUGUGCGGAACGUGCCGUACCGGAUCCGUGUGCGGCUCUCCAGGAAGAGGAAUGAGGAUGAAGAUUCCCCCAACAAGCUGUACACCCUUGUCACCUUCGUGCCCACCACCUCCUUCAAAGGUCUCCAGACCGUCAAUGUGGAUGAAAGUUAAAUAUUUUCAAACCAUACAUGAAUAAACUGUCAUUCCCCAUCA